Molecule: messenger RNA, 3322 nt
Organism: Oncorhynchus nerka (sockeye salmon)
Lineage: Eukaryota; Metazoa; Chordata; Actinopteri; Salmoniformes; Salmonidae
Product: dynein heavy chain-like
Exons: 2
Coding region: 1214-3067 (617 amino acids)
Source: RefSeq, a predicted model, not a curated record
UGGGGAGUGCUGUAAUUUAGGUCUUUAGAAAAUCUAACAAUAUAUAAGAAUUUCAUGUCCCAUUGAGAAGAGAAAGUACAGAGGGCAGUUAUCACAUAUUAGAUGGUAUUGCUCAGGGGGCAGAGUUUAUCACAUAUUAGAUGGUAUUGCUCAGGGGGCAGAGUUUAUCACAUAUUAGUGGCGGUGAGGUAAUACCAUCUAUCAUCUAGUUGGCGGUGAGGUAAUACCAUCUAUCAUCUAGUUGGCGGUGAGGUAAUACCAUCUAUCAUUUAGUUGGCGGUGAGGUAAUACCAUCUAUCAUCUAGUUGGCGGUGAGGUAAUACCAUCUAUCAUCUAGUUGGCGGUGAGGUAAUACCAUCUAUCAUCUAGUUGGCGGUGAGGUAAUACCAUCUAUCAUCUAGUUGGCGGUGAGGUAAUACCAUCUAUCAUCUAGUUGGCGGUGAGGUAAUACCAUCUAUCAUCUAGUUGGCGGUGAGGUAAUACCAUCUAUCAUCUAGUUGGCGGUGAGGUAAUACCAUCUAUCAUCUAGUUGGCGGUGAGGUAAUAUCAUCUAGUUGGCGGUGAGGCAAUACCAUCUAUCAUCUAGUACAGAGGGCAGGUAUCGUUGUGAUGGGGAUAAGUACUAGGUAUCGUUGUGAUGGGGAUAAGUACUAGGUAUCGUUGUGAUGGGGAUAAGUACUAGGUAUCAUGGUGAUGGGGAUAAGUACUAGGUAUCGUGGUGAUGGGGAAAAGUACUAGGUAUCGUUGUGAUGGGGAAAAGUACUAGGUAUCGUUGUGAUGGGGAAAAGUACUAAGUAUCGUGGUGAUGAUGGUAAGUACCAGGUAUCAUUGGUAUAGUGAUAUGUACUAGGUGUCAUGGUGAUGGGGAUAUGUACUGGGUAUUGAUGUGUAUUAUUCUAGAGAGUCUCUGGUCAGAGGUAGAGGCCACUCGUUUUGACACCUAGGGAGCCCCUGGUCAGAGGUAGAGGCCACUCGUUUUGACACCUAGGGAGCCCCUGGUCAGAGGUAGAGUCCACUCGUUUUGACACCUAGAGAGCCUCUGACCAGAGGUAGAGGCCACUCGUUUUGACAGGAGCCACGUAGAGAACCUCUAUAUCGGACAGCGUGUCAUUUGAAAUGAAAACGUAGAUCUAACGACAACCGGGGUUUGGCAAGGGAUACGUGUUUUCAUUUAGACCGUGACGAACCUAACCGCGGAAAUUCUAGUAAAGAGAUGUAUUUGCACACACACUUCAUGCAUACAACACCAGAAGACAGUACACUGUACACAGCACACUACACAGUACACUGUACACAGUACACUGUACACAGCACACUACACAGUACACUACACAGCACACUACACAGUACACUACACAGUACACUGUACACAGCACACUACACAGCACACUACACAGUACACUGUACACAGCACAGUACACUGUACACAGUACACUACACAGUACACUACACAGUACACUGUACACAGUACACUGUACACAGUACACUACACAGUACACUACACAGUACACUACACAGUACACUGUACACUACACACUACACAGUACACUACACAGUACACUGUACACUACACACUACACUACACAGUACAGUACACAGUACACUACACAGUACACUGUACACAGCACACUACACAGUACACUACACAGUACACACUACACAGUACACUACACAGUACACUACACAGUACACUGUACACAGCACACUACACAGUACACUGUACACAGCACACUACACAGUACACUGUACAGUACACUACACAGUACACUACACAGUACACUGUACACAGCACACUACACAGUACACUGUACAGUACACUGUACACAGUACACUACACACUACACUACACAGUACAGUACACAGUACACUACACAGUACACAGCACACUACACAGUACACACUACACAGUACACUACACACUACACUACACAGUACACAGUACACUACACAGUACACUACACAGUACACUGUACACAGCACACUACACUGUACAGUACACUGUACACAGUACACUACACAGUACACUGUACACAGUACACUACACAGUACACUGUACACAGUACACUACACAGUACACUGUACACUACACAGUACACUGUACACAGUACACUACACUGUAUACUGCACAGUACACUACACAGUACACUACACACUACACAGUACACUGUACACAGUACACUACAUAGUACACUGUACACAGUACACUACACAGUACACUGUACACAGUACACUACACAGUACACUACACUGUACACUGUACACUGCACAGUACACUACACAGUACACUACACAGUACACUACACAGCACACUACACAGCACACUGUACACAGCACACUACACAGUACACUGUACACUGUACACAGCACACUACACAGUACACUGUACACUACACACUACACAGCACACUGUACACAGUACACUACACAGUACACUACACUGUACACAGCACACUACACUGUACACUGUACACUGUACACUACACAGCACACACACAGUACACUACACAGUACACACUACACUGUACACAGUACACUGUACACUACACUGUACACAGUACACUACACAGCACACUACACAGCACACUACACUGUACACACUACACUGUACACACUACACUGUACACAGCACACUACACAGUACACUGUACACAGUACACUGUACACAGCACACUACACAGUACACACUACACAGUACACACUACACAGUACACACUACACAGUACACUACACAGUACACACUACACAGUACACUACACAGCACACUACACAGUACACUGUACACAGUACACUGUACACAGCACACUACACAGUACACUGUACACAGUACACUGUACACAGCACACUACACAGUACACUGUACACAGUACACUGUACACAGCACACUACACAGUACACUGUACACAGCACACUACACAGUACACUGUACACAGCACACUACACAGUACACUGUACACAGCACACUACACACUACACUACACUACACACUACACUGUACACUGUACACACGGACGAGUGUUUCACAACAAGGAAAAUCCACUUCCAUAAUCCAGUUUAUCUUUUUGAAUGAACUUGGGUUUUCUCUUUCUGUGUUCUAUUUCUACAGGUUUGGGUUUCCGAUGCACUAUGUUCAUUCAAUGUUUUUUAUUGCAUCGUUUUGCCACUUCCUGUUAGGCACUUUUUUGAAGUUAUGUACUUCGAAAAACAUGUUUUAAUUCAAUAAUGCACCCACCCACAGUGCAUUGCUCCUAUUGAAAAGCUUAGAUUAAUACUGGAGGUGGAAGGUAUGACACAAAGGAUUAUUAAAGUGAAACAAUCAAAUUCA